Messenger RNA from Adineta steineri, 228 nucleotides. Lineage: Eukaryota; Metazoa; Rotifera; Eurotatoria; Adinetida; Adinetidae. The record is from the annotation of a GenBank genome assembly.
AUGUUGGGUUUUCAUAUUCAUUCACAACCUACUGGUGCAAAUCAUAAUUGUACAGCAGGUGGUGCACAUUUCAAUCCUUACAAUGCUUCGCACGGAAUGCCGCAAGAUCCAGUUAUGCAACGUCAUGUUGGUGAUAUAGAUGAUGGAGGUCAUACUGGCAAAGGUGAAAGUAAUACCACUGGGAAUGCUGGUCCUCGUAUAGCUUGUGGAACAAUACUUUUUAUCUAA